Molecule: messenger RNA, 1791 nt
Organism: Caenorhabditis remanei
Lineage: Eukaryota; Metazoa; Nematoda; Chromadorea; Rhabditida; Rhabditidae
Exons: 8
Coding region: 1-1791 (596 amino acids)
Biological process (GO): positive regulation of DNA-templated transcription, elongation; mRNA export from nucleus
Cellular component (GO): THO complex part of transcription export complex
Molecular function (GO): mRNA binding
Source: RefSeq, a predicted model, not a curated record
AUGUCUGUUAAUGUCCGUGUGGUGAAACGAUCAACGGAGGAAACGAAGAAAAAAGAACCUGAGGUGAAACUAACAGAAAAGUCAACUAAACUGUUGGAGAGCAUCGAAAAAAUGGAUGUCGCCGAGAAACUAUUCAAUCUCGAAGACAAAAUUGCGAUUGAAAUGACUCAUGAUGCCAUUUUCGAAGAGUUCAAUGAGGACUACAAGUUUCUCAGAGCAGCAUUAGAAGAGUAUAUGGAAGGAAAACCGACCACCACAGCUUCACUUGCAAAAGUAGCCCGUCUGAGGCGGAAUACUCGUUUAUGUCAUUACGCAACCGCUCAAAUGAGAAAAGAAGUAGCAGAACGGAUGGAUCUCGUAGAUGCCAAGCUUCUUCAGUUACAAAAUGUUACAAGCGAAGUACAGCAUAUUCAAAAAGAAAUCGAUCGUUGUUUGGACUUUAGCGCCGGCGAUGAAGGACUUGAACUUAUUCCAGUUGAAGAAUUUUACGCAGAAGCUCCAGUGACACUAUCUAAACCAGAUGAAACUACAGGCAAUGAACACGAACAGUACUUAGUCAGACUGCAGUACGAGGAUGAUCAAAGACGAGAAUUACUAUCUACGCUUAAUGAACUCGAAGGGCGUAGAAAUGUACUACAAAGUGAUAUUCGUGGCAAAGAAGUUCGUCUUCAAGGAUUAAAACCAAAACUCGAGGAUCUUGCUAAAGUGGCAGAACCAGUGUUCGACAUAGUAGGUGCGAAGUUCAAGGAUCUCAAAUUAGAUGGAGAACAACGAAAAUUAUCACUGGCAUUGCCAGCUCCUCUCGCGGUUGCUCAUAUUCACGCAACAGCGUACAAGGAGAUACACGAUGAUAAGAUGUUUGAGUUCCGUAUUGUCGGCAGCAAUGACACUGUUAAACAUCCCAAGGAUGAAGCAGAAACGAAACGUCGAAGAAAAGAAGACGAAUCAACUCAGGAAAAGAUUAACGAAACGGCCACAAAAAUAUUAGAUGUUCAUCCUAUGAGUCUUGAAUUCGAUAUUGAAUGUGCUAAUGAAAUAAAAAUCACGAUGACAAUCCAAUAUCUGACAGAGCUGAAGGUUACAACAGCGAAAUGGAUGGUUCACGGAGAUUCCAAAGCUAGGAAAUCAGUUCUUUUCUGCGCUGAUUCGUUAAUGUCUGACUUAUUCGAGAAUGACUCCGGAGAUAAAUGCCCUAACAAAGUUGGAAGUUUGAAGAUUGAGCAUCUGAAACUCAAUUUCAAUUCAAACGCAAAAAGCACAGGAAAACCGUAUUUAUUCAUACAAGAAUUGAGUGGCUCUGACCAGCAAAUCGAGGGAGUCGCUGUCACGGAGCAUCUGCGUAAAAUAGUAAAAGCAAUUCGACAGAGAGUAGCAGACCGAUGUGCAUUGGACAGUAUCAUUCGGGAUUUGGAAUCGAAGAAAACAGAGGGACUCGAAGUUGCAACGGAUGUGAAGAUUUGUUCUUUCAAGAAUUGUGAAGAUGAAGCAUUUAUUGCAUCGAUUCCUACAUCUCUGCGUGAUCAAAUAUCUGGAGGGACAUCAUCAGAUCGUUUUUCUUUCAAAUUAGAAGCUACGAAUGGUGAUAAUAAAAAACUCAUCGUAUUCUUGUCUAUCCCUUCAGAUUAUCCUCGUCACGCAGCUCUUUUCGGAAUAAAUGCACCGGAAGAUGCCAACUCGGAGAUAGUCAACGGAAUUGAAGAACGUUUGAACGACGAGUCGCUAUAUGUAGACAAUCCAAGCAGUCUCAAGGAGCAAUUGAGCCUUCUACUGAAACACUUUGAUCUUUCUUGA